This is a messenger RNA of Penicilliopsis zonata CBS 506.65, 1836 nucleotides long. RefSeq lists its product as hypothetical. Gene Ontology annotation, molecular function: DNA binding. Lineage: Eukaryota; Fungi; Ascomycota; Eurotiomycetes; Eurotiales; Aspergillaceae. Gene Ontology annotation, cellular component: nucleus. Bases 1 to 1815 code for a protein of 604 amino acids. The record is from RefSeq and is a predicted model, not a curated record. Gene Ontology annotation, biological process: DNA replication; DNA repair; DNA recombination. The transcript is spliced from 6 exons.
AUGACUGACCCAGCUUCCCAUGUGUCAGUCGGUGCUCUGAGGGCGAUCUUUGAUAACACCCAAACUACCGUCCUUGAGCCUAUUGUUCAGUGUGUUCAGAUAAAACCUCUACCACCUCAACCGAAUCAUCCAGAGCGCUACCGUGCUGUAUUUAGUGAUAUUUCUAAUUAUGUCCAAACUAUGCUGGCUACCCAAGCCAACCAUUUCGUGACUGAUGGAUCGCUUCGGAAAGGCUGCUUUGUCAGGCUUAAAUCUUUCCAAGCCAACUCUGUCAAAGGGAAAAAGAUUCUCAUUAUUUUAGAUCUUGAUGUUCUUGGUGACUUGGGUGAGUGUGAGAAGAUUGGCGAGCCUAAGCCACUUGAAAACAAGAUUGAAGAAGAUGAAAAGCAUCAGUUCGCAGCGAAUUCUGGAAACGGCUUUUAUGCUCCCAAUUUACCACAUGCACAGGCCCAGUCGAUGAACCGAGAACAUGCAGCCAGAUCUAGCAAAAGCUCUGCCCACGCAACAAUCUAUCCGAUAGAAGCUAUCUCGCCAUAUUCCAACAAGUGGACAAUCAAAGCGCGCUGCACCAACAAGUCGCAGAUCAAAACGUGGCAUAAUAGGAAUGGAGAAGGAAAGCUGUUCAGUGUCAAUCUACUGGAUGAUAGCGGUGAGAUUCGUGCAACCGGUUUCAAUGACCAAUGCGACUUGCUUUACGAUCUGUUUCAAGAAGGAUGUGUCUAUUACAUAUCAAGUCCUUGUCGGGUGCAAAUAGCGAAGAAGCAAUUCACAAAUUUGAACAACGACUAUGAAUUAACAUUUGAAAAGGACACCCUUGUUGAAAAGGCAGAAGAGCAGAGUGAUGUUCCCCAAGUUCGGUUCAACUUCACUGUCAUAGGCGAUUUGCAGUCCGUAGAGAAGGAUACCACCAUUGACGUCAUAGGCAUCCUCAAGGAGGUUGGGGAAAUGUCCCAAACUGUGUCAAAGACAACGAGCAAGUCAUAUGAUAAGCGCGAGCUUACUUUGGUCGACGCCACCGGCUUCUCCGUGCGAUUAACAGUGUGGGGUACCACAGCAACAGCUUUCAAUGUACUUCCUGAAUCUGUGAUUGCGUUCAAGGGGGUCAAGGUGUCCGACUUCGGAGGUAGGAGCCUUAGUCUACUUAGCUCAGGAUCAAUGACUAUUGAUCCUGAUAUUGAAGAGGCUCACAGGCUCAAGGGCUGGUUUGAUGCUCAAGGAAGAACAGAAGAUUUUCAGUCUCAUGUCAGCUCCUCAAACGCAACUGGCCCUUCGUUCAAGACAGAUCAUCUCAAGACAAUUGCGCAGGUCCGAGAGGAGCAGCUUGGAAUGUCUGAAGAGCCUGUUUUCUUCUCGUUAAAGGCAACAGUGAUCUAUAUUAAACAGGAUAAUGUCUGUUACCCUGCCUGUCUCUCUGACAGAUGUAACAAGAAAGUUACCGAAAUUGAUCCAGGCCAGUGGCGCUGUGAAAGAUGCGAUAAAACAUACCCGCGACCACAAUAUCGCUAUAUCAUGCUACUUAAUGUCAGUGAUCAUACAGGUCAACUUUGGCUGAGUUGUUUUGAUGAUGUGGGGAGGUCAAUUAUGGGAACGACAGCAGAUCAGUUGAUGGACAUCUGCCAGAACGAUGAGAAAAAAGCAAGCGAGCUAUUUUACCAGGCAAACUGUCGUACAUGGAACUUUCGAUGCAAAGCCAAAAUUGACCAUUUUGGGGACCAGCAACGUGUCCGCUAUCAAGUCUCCUCAGCCCAACCAAUCAGCUAUCCUGACGAGGCUUCAUCCCUUGCUGAUCAGAUCAACUCCUACAGUAUUGUGUGACGGAUAGUAAUUGAGAUGACU